AUGGAAAAUGUAGAAAGGUUUGCCACGAGAUUGGCACCAGAGCUGAGAGGGUUAAGCUACGAAGAUAGGGAUGGUGAUGAUGUACCUCAGGAUCGUGAUGAUGUACCUCAGGAUGGUGAUGAUGUACCUCAGAAUGGUGAUGAUGUACCUCAGGAUGGUGAAGUUCCUCAGGAUGGUGAUGAUGUACCUCAGGAUGGUGAUGAUGUACCUCAGGAUCGUGAUGAUGUACCUCAGGAUGGUGAUGAUGAUGGUGGUGAUGUACCUCAGGAUGGUGAUGAUGUACCUCAGGAUGGUGAUGAUCCUCAAGAUGGUGAUGAUGUACCUCACGAUGGUGAUAAUGUACCUCAAGAUGGUGAUGAUGUACCUCAAGAUGGUGAUGAUGUACCUCACGAUGGUGAUAAUGUACCUCAAGAUGGUGAUGAUGUACCUCAGGAUGGUGAUGAUGAUGGUGAUGAUGUACCUCAAGAUGGUGAUGAUGUACCUCAAGUUGGUGAUGAUGUUCCUCAGGAUAGUGGUGAUGUACCUCAGGAUGGUGAUGUUCCUCAGGAUGAUGGUGAUGUACCUCAGGAUGGUGAUGAUGUACCUCAGGAUAGUGAUGUUGUACCUCAGGAUGGUGAUGAUGAUGGUGAUGGUGAUGAUGUACCUCAAGAUGGUGAUGAUGUACCUCAAGAUGGUGAUGAUGUACCUCAAGAUGGUGAUGUACCUCAAGAUGGUGAUGAUGUACCUCAAGAUGGUGAUGAUGUACCUCAAGAUGGUGAUGAUGUACCUCAAGAUGGUGAUGAUGUACCUCAAGAUGGUGAUGAUGUACCUCAAGAUGGUGAUGAUGUUCAUAAAGAUUCUUGGAGCUGCUUCAUUCGUAAAUAUCAGUUUUAG
Procambarus clarkii (red swamp crayfish) is the source of this 873-nucleotide messenger RNA. Lineage: Eukaryota; Metazoa; Arthropoda; Malacostraca; Decapoda; Cambaridae. The record is from RefSeq and is a predicted model, not a curated record.